GUUCACUCGCUGGCUGCGCUGCCGCCGGAGGGGGCUCGGUCUGGAAGCUCCGCGCGCUGCAGCCGUACAGGGGGAGGUCCCGGAUCGCGCACAUGUAGGAGGCAGGACUUCUGGCUCUGUUGCGCUCCUCUGCCUCUGGACUGACUGUGGCACUGUGAGUGGAGAACACCAGCGAGCGGAGGACACUACUGACGCGCGCACCGCUCCACGACGCAUCCACGGCGCGGCGUCCACGGAGCGUACGGGGACUUUUGGCGAUAAAAUACCUCAGUCCUUACGCGGAUACAGCUGUUGUGUGUUGGUUUCUUCAUUCGGUGUCUCGUUUUGGAGAAGUCACAGCUCGCCAACGUCUCCGGGACUGUUUCCAUACUUUCACGUGCGCUUUCAUCUCCGGACAGCCCGGUUCAAGAGCGCGACAUGCCGCUGUCUCCUACGUGUCUGCGCGCUUUUGUCAUUCUAAUGUGACUCCGACUGGCUGUCUGUGAACUUACGACAAUGCGACGCGACAUCUUCUAAAACACCUCUGGACACUUCUGUUUUUAUUUUAUUUUUUCAUCUAUUUUUUUUUAUUUCUUCUUCAAGUCGCGAGGAUGUUGCCGUCCACCUGUAGGCUCGUGCUGUGGUGCGUGCUGCUGCUCCAAACGACGCACUCCUCCUCCGGGCUAAUUACAGGUACGGAGGCGAGCUGUGAAAAUGAAGGAGAAGUGUUGCACAUCCCUAACAUCACUGAUAACCCCUGCAUCACCUGUGUGUGCCUGGACGGUAAAGCAGACUGUGCCCAGGAGAAGUGCCCCGCUGUGUCCGAGGACUGUGCUCUGGUGGUGAAGCAGACCGGAGCCUGCUGUGAGCGCUGUAAAGGUUGUAUGUUGGACGGCAAAUCUUACAACAGCACUGACCACUGGACCACCCCCACCAAACCGUGCAUCAGUCGGCGCUGUCAGGAGGGAGUGGUGACAGAGGCUGAGGUGCAGUGCGUGGUUCACUGUAAAAACCCAAAGAUCCACCCAAAGAAAUGCUGCCCUACCUGCCCCAGUUGUAUCUUCGAGGGCCGCUUGUACAAAGAGAAGGAGGAGUUCAGUCCAGAGGGUCAGCCCUGUGUCAGAUGUACUUGUACUGGAGGCCGUACUUUGUGCAUGAAGGAAGUGUGUCCGGUUCUCUCCUGCCCCAGCCAUCUCACCCACACCCCCCCUGGACAGUGCUGCCCCCGCUGUGUAGGUCAGAGGAAGGUGUUUGACUUGUCUUUGGGAAGCUGUUUGUUUCACAGUGAAGUUUAUGAGAACGGGACUUCAUUCCAACAUGACAACUGCACCACCUGCACAUGCAAGGAUUCCACAGUGGUUUGCAGGAAGCGCUGCUCGAAGCCGGGCUCUUGUCAGGGCGAGGGCUGCUGUGACGAGUGCCUCUCCUACGUCAAAGUGGAGGAGGUCAAGUACUGCCGCGUACGCAACAAGAUCUACAGGGAAGGAGACAUGUGGUCCUCUGUGAACUGCACCCUCUGCGCUUGUGUCAAAGGAAACAUCGAGUGUCGCCCCAAACAGUGUGUGCCAAUCACCAGCUGUCCUUCGAAUAAGAUCCUCAACAGGACGGGCUGCUGUCCGGUCUGCACUGAAAAGCCAGGCGUGUGCACUGUAUUUGGAGACCCUCAUUACAACACUUUCGAUGGCAGGACCUUUAACUUCCAGGGGACGUGUCAGUAUGUUCUGACCAGAGACUGUGGGAGCGGAGCGGUCACAAACAACAUCAACAGCCCCGACUCCAGCUUCACGGUGUUGGUGAAGAACGAUGCCCGGCGGACGCGCUCCUUCUCCUGGACUCAGUCUGUGGAGGUGCGCCUGGCAGGGCUGGUGCUGGGGCUCCAUCAGCACCUGACCGUGAGGAGGAACGGGACCCGCAUCGCCCUGCCCUACCACGGCCCCGGGGUCCACAUCGACCUGGACGGGUACCUGCUCAAGCUCACCACCAUCGCAGGUCUGGAGAUCACCUGGGACGGGGACAGUUUCGUGGAGGUGGUGGCCGCCCCUCACCUGCGCGGGCGUCUGUGUGGACUCUGUGGAAACUACAACGGUCAGAAGAGAGAUGAUACCAUGGGGGGAGACAAUCAGUUCAAGUUCGAUGUGGACGAGUUUGCAGAGUCCUGGAGGGUGGAGGGGAACCAGGUGUGCACCCAGCAGCACCCACCCCGACGCCCCACCUCCUUCCUCUGUCCCGGCAGCGUCAAAGUCAAGUUCAGGGCCCACCGAGAGUGUCAGAAGAUCAAGUCCUGGGAGUUCCAGAAGUGUCAUCGAGUGGUGGACUUUGCACCAUUCUACAGGUCGUGUGUGACAGACAUGUGUGAGUGCCCAGUCCAUAAGAACUGUUACUGUGAGUCUUUCAUCGCGUACAGUCGGGCCUGUGAGAGGGAGGGGGUCCCUGUGCUCUGGAAGCCUGACGCUGCCUGUGUCGCCACUCAGUGUAAACACGGAGCUGUGUACGAUACGUGUGGUCCGGGCUGCACCAAAACCUGCGACAACUGGAACGAGAUCGGCCCGUGCCACAAACCGUGCGUCGCGGGGUGCCACUGUCCCGCCAACCUGGUGCUGUUCCAGGGACGCUGCAUCAGACCCACCUCGUGCCCCGGCCGGUGACCCCUGUGAGCCGGAGCACGCGGCUGACUCUAGUGCUACACACAUGGGGCCAAACGAGGCAGGAACCAGGCUACCACCAACUGCUGCGGACAGUGGGACGUUGGACGCCUCUCAAAUAAGCACCGCGUGACCAUUUGACCUCUGGGGCAAAGGUUAUGAAGGCUCGACUCGCUGCAGGUGCCAACUCAGGGGCCGUUCCGGUGGCCUGCCUCUCUUUUGUAUUCGUGCGCAUUGGACCCUCAGGAAAACAGCGCCCCCCCAUGGACUCUGGUUUGAGCCACACUGGCGCCUCUCAGUGACUUUAGCAAAGAACCUCAUAUGAACCAUAUCAGUGCCCCAUCAUUUCAAACUGUAAGCUAGUAAGAUUUAUAUGAAAGACAGACCUUAUUGUUCUAAUUAUUAUUAUUAUUAAUAUUAUUAUUAUUAUUUGUUGUUGAUCUUGUUAAUUUAUAUAUUGUAUUGCGGAUAAUAUGUGGUAGUGAGCAGGGGUGGGCGAUAUUGACAAAAAUGAAUCUCUUUUUUUUUUUUUUUUUUGCUGCAUUAUCUCAAUAUUCUGACCACAGUUUAAAGAGGAGGUAUUAUGCACUUCAUGGAAGUACACCACAUAGCUGCGCGUCGUGGUUCUAUGUUUUCCACUGCUGGGAUACCUGCUAACACAUACCAUAUUUAGAUCAUCCUCUUAUAUUGUUUUGAAAAUGCUAUAUUCACUAAAAACAAAUUAAUAACAUGUUAAACAAGUUUCACUUUCUUUUUUAACUGUGUGAGUCCCCCCUUGUUUUCUCUCCAUGCACUACUACACAUCACAUCAGGUUUGUGAAGUUGUAGUGUAUUGUUUUGUAACAUGCUUUUUUAUGUUUAUGGAAAAUACUCGUGUGGGAGCAUGAAUGACGUAGGCUUAUGGGCUGAGCAUUGGACAAAAUUGUACAGCUGACUGCAAGGAGGGUUCAAACAGGGCUUGGGAAAAGUCGCUAGAUUACUCAAACACGCAGAGAGGAAAGUUCCAAAAAGUUGAUUUUGCAUAAUACCUCCUCUUUGAAGGCAUAUUGUAUAACUUUUGGUAGAGGGUCCAUCAAAUAUUUUUCUUCAUGGAGAUGUUAUUGCUUUGUCUGAAAUGUUUCACAGCAUGAUAUUAAACCUUUCUCUCUUCAUGGAGACAAAACUAGACCAAGUUACAGGUCAGAUCUGUGGAGAGCCGACCCUGCUCACAGUCAGAAUGUUUUUUUUUUGGUAUUUUUGAACAGUAAAACCACCUGUAAUUGAACAAAUGUAAAGUAGAGCUGUUUAAAGUCAUACUGUGGAACAUCCCAGGCAGAGCAAUGACAUAUCGAUAGAAACAAGCAGGUGAUGGAGCCAUAGCCAAAAAUGUACAUAGUGCACCUUUAACAAAGCAUCAAAAUGACCUAAAAUGUGCCUAUAAUUGUCUUGUAUUAUUGAGGAUCAAGAAUCAAAUGAAACAUGUAUAGACCAUAAAAUUAACCACAUAAAUCCAGAGAAUCACUUUAUUCUCUCAUUUUGGACAUUACAUUAGACAUUUCUGCUAAUCUAACUCUUUCAGUUAUAGACAAUAUACUCAAAUAUACUAUAAAUUUUACAUAUCUUCAGAAGAACAAUUUCAGUAUUGCCCAUUUUUCGAUAUAUCGCCCAACCCUGGUAGUAAGAACCAGAAUCCUGAAUGACAUGAUUUAAAGAGAAAAGCUAUUUAUGUCCGUGUUUGUGGUUUUGUUACUGUUGAAGAGAAAGACCCAAAUGUGACGUCAUGGCAGGGAAAUCGUACUGUAUUUAGUGUCUACUGCGUGUACAGAUCUGCUCACUCCAAACGGGACCUGACAAGAAGAAGAAGAAGAGAAGAGAAGAGAAGAGAAGAAGAAGAGGAAGCAUUUGUCUCACUUGACUCCAACUCAUUAAGGCCAGCAAUAUAAUCAUCAUUUUUUAUCAAAUUGUGUUCUUGUGUCUUUUGUUGUUGCUGUGGUAACGAAAUCAGUAAAUUAAGCUUGGUGAAUAAAGAGUAAAGUAAAACAAGAAGUACCAAAGUUGUUGAUCGUAAGCUAAAAAUGAAUUGGAGAUCUGUAGUUGAUACAGCAGAUGUAAUAAAUAUUCCCCAGGGGUGUGAUGCUAACUGAAUCCAUUUAGUUGUUUUUUUUUCUUGGGUUUUCAGACAGAUCUGAAAACUUCUUUUGUUUUUUUAAGCACAAUACUUCAGUACAAUUUUUAGGUAUUAGGUCCUUUGACUUCACUACAUUUAAGAGCAUGUAUCUGUACUUUCUACUCUGCUACAUUUUAGAUCUGUGCUGAAAAAUAAAAAGUACUUUUUAUGGCUUGGGACCUGCUGAAAAAGCUGAAACUUUUUUAUUUUAUUUUUUUAAUCACAUUUAAUUUUGAGUUAACGUCCCAACUUUGAGCAAACCAAAUACGCAACAACAACUGAUAGAAAAAUUAAGAUAUCAGUUGAAUUAAAAACACUACAUUUGAUGCUUUAAUCCAGGGGUGUCAAAGUCAAAUUCACAGAGGGCCCAAAAUUAAAAACUGGGACUAUGUUGCAGGCCAAAAUAAACAUUUAUUAAAAAAUGUUAACAACAUCUGCAUGUUUUAUCUUCUUUUGAGAUAUGUAAUGUUAAACCUUUUCUUAUUAAAAUAAAUGUUUAAUAAUAGUUUUGUUUAAACAUCGAAUCCAGAACAAGCAUCAUAUAAUAAACAAUAAAAUAAUAACAUUUUAAGUAAAUAAUGUCUCUAUAGCCUAUCUGUAGCCGGCGGGCAGCUCUAAUACAUAUUUGAUAUGAUCUCGGAGUCCAAAUAUAAGUAUAUCACAGGCCAAAUUUGGCCCCUGGGCCUGAGUUUGACAUGUCUGCUUUAAUAGUUCUAAAAA
Messenger RNA from Boleophthalmus pectinirostris (great blue-spotted mudskipper), 5487 nucleotides. RefSeq names its product BMP binding endothelial regulator (gene bmper). The transcript has 16 exons. Gene Ontology annotation, molecular function: protein binding. The record is from RefSeq and is a predicted model, not a curated record. NCBI's taxonomy places the organism in Eukaryota, Metazoa, Chordata, Actinopteri, Gobiiformes, Gobiidae. The coding region runs from base 591 to 2624 and encodes 677 amino acids.